AGUGACUCUCUUUCUCUCUCUUUAUUCACACCUCUUGUUACCUUCAAAACCUUCUCUCAAUCUCCUCCAUUAUCCUUCUCCUUCUCUCUUCCUGCAACUAGCUGAAUCCAAAAGUGCUUGGUUCUGGUACAGCGACCAUGGCAGUUGUUGUUCUUGCUGUGAUUUUGUUGGCCAUGGUUGGUCACUCAAGUGGGACAUGGUGUGUAUGCAAAGAAGGGUUAAGCGAAGCAAUGCUGCAGAAGACAUUGGACUACGCAUGUGGUGCAGGAGCUGAUUGUGGACCCAUUCACCAGACCGGACCUUGCUUUAACCCUAACACCGUCAAGUCUCAUUGCUCCUACGCCGUCAACAGCUUCUUUCAGAAGAAAGGUCAGUCUCCGGGCACUUGUGACUUUGCUGGCACAGCCACCGUCUCAGCCUCUGAUCCUAGCUACACAACUUGUCCUUUCCCUGCAAGUGCCAGUGGUAGUGGGACAACGACUCCAGUGACGACAACACCUUCGACAAGAGUCCCUACAACAACUAAUACAAGACCCUACACAAUCACACCAUCAACAGGAGGAGGUCUGGGAAUACCAUCUGGAACAGUCGGUAUUAACCCGGAUUACACAGAUCCAUCCUUUGGAUUCAAACUCCAAAACCCAAGAUUUGGAGUCAUAGUCUUCUUCACUCUCUUCUUACCCUUCUACUUGUUUAGCUAACUAAGUGAUUAAUGGGAUCAUGUGAGUCGUGUGGGUCUCUUUCUACUGUAAUGAUGGAAUCUUUGAAGAGAGAGACAUUGUUUUGUUCCAUCUUUGUCUGGUUUUCCAGCUGUUUCCCACUUGCCUCUGAAAAAAAAUUGUACAUGAGA
Molecule: messenger RNA, 850 nt
Organism: Arabidopsis lyrata subsp. lyrata
Lineage: Eukaryota; Viridiplantae; Streptophyta; Magnoliopsida; Brassicales; Brassicaceae
Product: PLASMODESMATA CALLOSE-BINDING PROTEIN 3
Exons: 4
Coding region: 138-701 (187 amino acids)
Source: RefSeq, a predicted model, not a curated record